Molecule: messenger RNA, 378 nt
Organism: Ostertagia ostertagi
Lineage: Eukaryota; Metazoa; Nematoda; Chromadorea; Rhabditida; Trichostrongylidae
Source: the annotation of a GenBank genome assembly
AUGCCAACAACGUGGGAGGAGUAUGUGGGGGCAGCGCCUGGUGCAGCGCCACCUCUUGGAAGGGCACAGAUCUUGAAACAGAAUGAAAAGCAAUUCACUGCUCUUAUUGGAAUGAGCGAAGAUUUCCCAAUGGGAGUAGAUGUUCUGCUUGAUAUUCUUGAGAUUGUCGCACCAUUCAAGCACCUCGACAAAUUGCGGCGUUUUUGUGAAGCGAGACUUCCACCUGGUUUUCCAGUACGCGUAGAGAUUCCGUUGCUGCCCACGAUAUCGGCGAAGGUCACCUUCCAAAAACUUCAGUUCAUGAAUAAUCUUUCGGACAAGAUCUUCUUCAUACCAACGUCGUAUCGCGAAGAUCCAACCAGAUUCCCAGAUUUGUAA